GACAGACCCCUGACACGCCUGCGAAGCCCACAAGAAGCCUCCCCAGUCCCCCCGGCAGGCAUCUCCAGAGAAUGGCGUUCGGUUUCCCCAGCGACAAACAGUGACUGGCAUCGCGGAGAUGCCAGCUCGUGGCGGUGGGGCCGGACUUGUCGCCAGUCCCUAGCGGACCCCCGGAGCUCUGUUCGGAGUCCAUAGCAAGCACCACGACGGACAGUCUGCUCUGCACCGUUGUACCGCCGCUGUAUGGCACACAUACAUGCGGAUAUACUCACUGCCCUCCACGCUUCCCUUCGGUGCUCUUCUACAGAUGCUUCCGUGCAUGCUGCGAUGCAACUCGAUUUCCCAAAACGGACAGUGCAGGACUCACAAUCAGUGUGGCCCCUUUUCGAUGCAGCAACAAGUCACUGCCAUCCCGCUGCCAGCUCCCCUGCUGCUCAAGCAUAAAGUAGUUAUUCAUUGGCCCCACGCACGGACUGUGCAAUGCCCGAGCGUCUUGGAGGUCCAUGGCGUCACCAGACUCUAUGAUGCGUUCGCUGCAGCCACAAACCGCGUCUUAUGUACACGAAGGUACCAAGUUGGAAGAGCACCAGAGAUAUGGUGGUGUGCUGUGCAGCUCAUCAGAAGCAAGUCCGCUAAUACAUAGUAAGAAUACCACAAGCCGCAUGAGAAGAGUAAGUGACACGCUGGGCUGUGGCUGAGACUUGCGGAGAAGCAACUUUCU
This is a messenger RNA of Lasiosphaeria miniovina, 721 nucleotides long. RefSeq lists its product as uncharacterized. The record is from RefSeq and is a predicted model, not a curated record. Bases 257 to 643 code for a protein of 128 amino acids. The transcript is spliced from 2 exons. Lineage: Eukaryota; Fungi; Ascomycota; Sordariomycetes; Sordariales; Lasiosphaeriaceae.